Lolium rigidum is the source of this 2409-nucleotide messenger RNA. RefSeq names its product ubiquitin carboxyl-terminal hydrolase 2-like. Gene Ontology annotation, molecular function: cysteine-type deubiquitinase activity; cysteine-type endopeptidase activity. Gene Ontology annotation, biological process: protein deubiquitination. The transcript has 3 exons. Lineage: Eukaryota; Viridiplantae; Streptophyta; Magnoliopsida; Poales; Poaceae. Gene Ontology annotation, cellular component: nucleus; cytosol. Bases 1 to 2409 code for a protein of 802 amino acids. The record is from RefSeq and is a predicted model, not a curated record.
AUGGGAGAGGGCAAGAGGAAGACGGCGACGGCGGAAGAGGCGGCCGAGAACCCGCAGAAAUCCCGCCGCCUGGACACUGACGCGGCCGAGGCGCUGCUGGAUUUGAGCCAUUCGCCGCCAUCCAAAGGGGAAGCGGACGGCGACAGCACCUACGACAUCGGAUCGUGCGAGCACUUAUUCAAGGACAGCGAGGAUCUGGAUGAGAUCGCGCGUGAUCUCAGGGACGCCCACACGCCCCCGAAGUGCGAGCACUAUCCGUGCAGCACCACCUGGAGGGGAGCUGCUGGGAUGAUGGUGUGCACCGAGUGUUCCUUGACUUUCUGCACCGGGGAGAAGGGCAGCAGGGGACAUCCGCAGGGACACGCCGCCUGGCAUGCCGCCAGUGACCAGCAUUGGGUUGCUCUGUGGUGCGAUGAGCCGUCCAAGGGGUAUUGCUUCGAGUGUAGACGCAUCCUGAUGCUCGGUCAGAACAAGGCGAUCGAAGAUAAUUAUGCACUGGUGCCCAGAAAUAAAAAGGAUGAGUGGGGAAUGGUAGCCAGCAGUCCAAAGGUUGAUUCGGCAAUGUUGCCCAGAAAUGUGGAUUGGGGCAUGUUGGGCAGUAAUGUGAUGCAUCCCACGGGAAUGCUGGGCAGUAACGCGAUGGAUCCGUGGGGAAUGUUGGGAAGUAACGCGAUGGAUCGCUGGGGAACGAUGAGCAGUAAUGCAAUGGAUAAGUGUGGAAUGGUAGCCGGUGAUGAUCAUGUUGUCAGAGGGAUACCAAAUCUUGGGGAUACAUGCUACAUGAAUGCAGCACUGCAGUGCCUCCUUGCGCUUGGUAAGCUAAGGACAAUGUUUCUAAGACCGGAUGCUCGGCUGGGAGACAUUGGUCUGCACCUGAAGCAGUUGUUUGUAGCGACAAGCUGUGGGAACAAUGCCACCCAAAUGCCGGACCCAGAGAUGAUGCCGACAUAUAUGUGGUCCCUUUAUCCGGAUCGUUUCCAGCGCAAAGUGAUGGGCGACAGCCAUGAGUUCCUUGCAUCUUUAUGCGAUGCUUUGCAUAAUGAGGUGGACCAGCUAAACAAUUUGCAAGGGGAAGCACUCUUCCCUACAUUCAGCAAUUCCAUUUUCAGUUGCGAGCUGCUUGAUAUGGUUUCCUGCAAAGUUUGCUCACAUGAUGAAGUUACACAUUAUUCAUUACAUGGUAUUCAACUGGCAGCGCCAUCAAAGGACCCUCUAGCCAGAAGCAAGCCUCUGCAAGUUGAUUCUACUGAAGGGAAGGAUACUGUAAACGGUCUUCUGCAGACUCAUAAGAAUGAUGAUAUCCCAAGAGGGAUCCUUGAAGUAAAAGCUCUCGAUUUCAUUCCUAAAUUGUUUGAUGACUUCGGUGGAGUGGAGGAAUUGGUAGCAGAUUCUCACAAUCCAGAAGAGAAGGAGAAAGCUCAGAGCACUGAAACUGUUCAUGAUGUGGCAGAACAUAUGAACUCUCUUUCGUCAAUUGAGGACUGCCUGAAACUGUUUUCGCAUUGCCUGACAGAUUGUAACAACUGUUCCAAGGUUGCUGCUGAGCUGCCAGAAACCGAUGGAAGUAAAAAUGUUGAACCGAUCAUGGCAAGUAGCAAUGUAAAUACAACUGUUGAUGGAGACCAGACUGAAAUGUCAGACAUGAAAACAUGCCCAAGUGAGCGAUCUAGUGACUUUGGUAGCUUGUCGGCAGAAUGUCCAAGUAGGCAACCGUAUCUUUCAGAUUCACAUCAUCAGGUUACACUCUCUGAGGACAUAACUUCUGAAGAAGUCACUUCAGGGAAGAGCUUUGAUGAAAAGGACUUGACCUGUUGCAGCACAACCCAUGAAAAAGCUGAAAGUCAUGAAGGUGUUCAAGAAGCUGCGCUUAGUUGCCUUACAACUGAUGAACAGACUGACUUGCUGAGUGCUCAGAAUAUUCAGGAUACCAGCACUCAAAAACACAGCAGUGGAAAGCAGGUAAUGUAUGAUCAUAGUGCUCAACAAGUGGUGGAAAAACAAAAUAAGCAGACAGCAAUUCAAACACGAUUGAUUAGCAAGCUGCCACCUGUAUUAACCAUUCAACUUCAGAGACACUCACCCGGUCUUCCUAAAUUGAGUGGGCAUGUGAGCUUUAAGGAGAUUCUUCAUUUAGGACCAUUCAUGGACCCCAGUUCUGAGGACAAAGAUAACCUGAGCUAUCGUCUAGUUGGUGUCAUUGAACACAUUGGCGUCGGCGUGAACGUAGGGCAUUACAUUGCUUAUGUGAGGGCAAGUCGCAGGCAGCAGGGCAGUGGCCCUUCCUCAUGGGUUUGUGCGAACGAUUCCAUAGUCCGACAAGCCUCUCUAGAAGAAGUUCUCAGGUGUGAGGCAUACAUUCUUUUCUAUGAGAGGAUAGAUGACGGCGGCAUUGUAGAUGAUGGGCAAUGA